Molecule: messenger RNA, 3984 nt
Organism: Egretta garzetta (little egret)
Lineage: Eukaryota; Metazoa; Chordata; Aves; Pelecaniformes; Ardeidae
Gene: PIK3IP1
Product: phosphoinositide-3-kinase interacting protein 1
Exons: 3
Coding region: 1631-2140 (169 amino acids)
Source: RefSeq, a predicted model, not a curated record
GGCAUCUAAGAACUGCAGAGAUGUUGGUAGAUUAUUACUGUGGGGCAUAUUGCUGCUGUCUAAGCAAGUGUCCUGCUGCUAAAUGGCUGCUAGGGUGAAUUUGGGUACAGGUGGGGGGGAAAGAACUUGAAGAAAAUGAGAAUUGAAGGGAGACUAGUAGGAAAUGGAAAACCCCAAAUACUGGAUUCCUCCUGGAUUGUCAGGGUGGUAAACAGUUUGCCAAGCAAGAAACCGUAGCUGAAGCCUGUUUUAGGGAGAGAAGAUGUCAGUAUUGACUGAGUCCAAAGUAACCACUUGGGGUUUUUUAAUUGUUUACUUAUUUCUGAGCCCAUCAAGAUUUAUGCACUCCACUGUCCCUCGGGAUUGCUAUCCUUGUAUGUCAACACUUGCCCCCACACAUUUACCCUCCCCUUUUCUUCACUUGGCUCAUUUUUUGCCUGCUUUUCCCUAAAGAUGAAGCAAAACAAAUGUUCUGCUGCCAAGACCCUUACUCAAAAUAGUCCUGCAGCUUUGGGAUCAGGAGAGUUACCUGACCUUUCAGCCAAUACACCAUUUGCAUGUUUGUGUCUCAGAGUGUGCACCUUUUUAUUGUGGUCAUGUCCUGCAGCUCCCCUUAGUACAGAUUUCUGCAUGACCCUACGUAAAGUCACUGUGCAGUGCAGGAGACCUUGAUUUCCUGUCUCUAACUCCCCUUCUGUGCUUCCAUUUCACAUUCUACUGAGGACUCAAAAUGGCUGCAGAUAGAAAAUCCACAUGGAGUUUUUGCCAGCUGUGGGGUGAGAUCCAGGUGGAGAGAGUUUUCAGGUGUGGAUGCAUGCUGUGCAUAGGAUUUUGAAAAAGUAGGGGGCUUUUGUUUAGGACAGGUAAUGGAUAUCUACUUUCCGCUGUCGUAGCUUUUACUGUGCUACAGCUUCUAUUUUAACUGUGUCAUGAAAGAAGGAGCUACCUUGAAAAUCUUUCAGGGCUGUUGAUAAAAAAAUCCACUGGGCUGGGAAGGAGUCUGUGCUAUGAGUGUCUGUCCUUAUGCACCUUUGUUUGGGCUCUGGCUGAGGAGGAACUUGCUGUAUGUAACGCUAGUCAGCGGCCGUGCUGCCUGAAUCGUUGCUCUGACUUAGCCUGUGCAUCAUGCUAAUGGAGUUUGCUACAUGGCUGCAAAAAGGGACUGGUAAGAAGAAUGUCCCCAGGUUGUUUUCACACCAUCUGGAGUCUCCUUCUGUCAAACCUUCUUGUGUCAGGAAGAUUGAGGCAGAAGAGAGAUAAAUAGGCUCCUGGGAGAUUUGGGAUGGAGAUUCUCAUCAUCUUAUUCAUGUCUGUUCAGCAUGAUUGAAGCUGCAGCCUGUAUAUUGAUCUAUACGCUAAAUGAAGUCAUUGUGCAUCCCCUGGACUCAUGCCCUGAACUUGGGUUUUGUUCUACUGGUGCCUCGCACUCUUAAAAUAGGUUCAUGUCAAAGGAAAGCAGGGGGAGGAGUAGAUUUCUUGUCUGCCUUGGUAGGAUUUCUGGCAACAACUUAAGAGGGAACAAGUGUUUGUCAGUGUACUUUGAAGGCAGUUCAGUGAUACCAGUCUAGAUCUGUCCCACUCACAAGGCACGUGUUGUUUUGAAGUACUCAUCAAUGCUUUGUAUUUUGUUAUGUGUUGGGUUUGGUUUUUUUUCUUCCUCUCAACAGAUGCUACAGCUGCCACCGCCCCAGUCCCUACAGCAGAAGUUGGUACUUCUCAGGAGGUCGACCAGGUGUUUGAACCGGCUGAUACCUUGCCCUCCAGGAGCGAGGCAGCUGCUGUGCAGCCCGUUAUUGGGAUCAGUCAGAGAGUGCAGAUGAACUCCAAAAAAAAGAAGGACUUAGGGACACUAGGGUAUGUGCUGGGGCUGAUCAUGACAGUGAUAAUCAUUGUCAUCGGAGCUGGCAUUAUCCUGGGAUACAGCUAUAAGAGGGGGAAAGACCUGAAGGAAAAGUAUGAACAGAAAGUUUAUGAGCGUGAAAUGCAGCGCAUCACACUGCCACUGUCAGCGUUCACCAAUCCUGCCUGUGAGCUUGUAGAGGAGAACACAAUCGUGGUGCACACCAACCAGACGCCUGUGGAGGACACGCACGAUGGCAGUGGCCCGCUCAUGGGGCAGGCGGGUACUCCUGGUGCCUGAGCAGCUCAGGCAGGAGCGAUGCAGGCUGAGCAAAGCCUCCAGCUUCCCACUGUGAGUGCAGGGGUUGCGUGUGUUCAUUUCUAUUUUGUUUUCUUUUUGAUGAAAGCCAGAUGAAGGCGAUGCGGAGAGAUAGAGCAAUAGGCUAUUCAUCACGAUCUGUUUGAGGGACACCAUUCAAUGCAUGACCAGCUGGGGACUGGUGUGGUGGACCCUGCUGCUUCCUCCCACCUAACCUCCAUGGUGUGCCAAGGAGCUGGGGGGGGAUGAUGGGCCAGGCUCACAACUGGCCACAGAUCCCACAGCCCAGAGUGUGAUCUUGGCUUCCUCUUUUUCUGUUCCUUUCCUAUUUAACGGUGUGCACUGUUACUUAAGUUUCAGCCUGGAACCCCAGGAGGGAGCAGUACUGCAGGGACUGAGGGGAGCUUCACGUCAGACUUAGCUAGAUAAUUACACUCCGAUUAUAGUUCCUGCCUUUUUGCUUUAGUGGCUGAGAGCUGGAGACACUGUCCAGGAUCCUGCUACUGGAUCAGGUUUUUUUCCAAGGAGGAGUUUAUUGGCGGGAUGGCUUUGGCCAGGAGCAGUAUGUUUAGCCCCGGUGUCAAUUUGGAAAAGCUCUUCUUGAGCUCUUGACAAAUCCAGGUCUUCCAGGGCUGAGGCCACAUCUCCAUUCCCCUGUGGUGCUACAUACACAGCCACAGUUGUAGGUGUUCAGGUGGUCUAUGACUCCUGCUUGCUUACUUAAACAGAUCAGGAGACCAAAGGCCAGCAGUAGAUGUGGAGUGAAGAAAACAAGCUGCCCUUCAGUUACCUACGGGAGGUUGAGCACUGAGAAUAGGUAAUGUUCUCUUCCAAAUUCCCUGGGCUUUCUACAGAGCCAGCUCUGGACAGAGUGGCCAAGCUGGCUGUGGAGGUCACCCUGGCCAUAGUGCAGCAGCUCUUGCUCUAAGAGCAGGACAGGGCAGCUGCUCUUGCAAGAUCCCAAAGUUACAGCAUGGCUCCUGGCCCAGCCUCCUUCACCCACACUCAGCUUGUGCAGCAAGACUACUUGCUGACAGAGCUUGGCCCUAUUAGAGAGGUUUUGUAACAACUUUUAUCAGCGUUUCAGGUGGUUUGAAGGGAUAGUUGCUGCAGUGUCUCCCAAAUGGCACCAAGGCAAGGCCAGUUCAGGGAAACAUCCAUCCCCACCUUAGGGGAUUCAAGCCAUUCAAGUAAGUUUUCUAGCCAUCUAGUUUAUAGCUGUGGGGCUAACAGGGAACAGCACUUGGCAGCAGGGGUUUUAGUGUUAAUGUUUGAUUCAGAAAAGGGAAACGUUUUAUUUUUAAAUGCCUUUGAAUACCUGUUCUUUGUAAAAUGUUUUAAAUACCUCAUUACGAGAAGGUGCAGAUUGUGCUACCUUGUAUUAAAGCUUAAAAGAAAAAUGCUCUGUAGACCUGUGUGGACUGUGGUUCAUCUGUACAUUCCUCCUGCCAGAGCUGCAUCCUUAACUUGUUGCAAACUUUGAAUUGAGGAGAAGGUAAGAUACCACUUCAGUUUGCCAGGCCUAAAGGUAUAAUCCCUACAAGCAGUGCUUCCGCUCACCAGCACUGACAAGAGGCAUGGAGCUUGUCUCCUUGCUGCCAGCAGCUAGUCUUGGACUGGGACACUGUUCCUGAAAAGCAGCUGUGGGCGUGUGAGCUCUGCUGACUCAGCAGGCUGGCCCGUGGGAAGACGUGCUCAGUUACAGCCCCUUCCUGCACUCACACAGGUCAGUUCUGCUUUGGUGCUGCUCAGCAGCAGCUCCAUCCCUCAGGGCCUUGCCUUGGAAAGCAUGAUGGAGACAGAGCACAGCAGGUUACAGGAGCCAC